AUGCGGCCGAACAGAGGAAGGGGGUCAUCUGGGCCAUGGGGCCGCUUGAAGCCCGUCGACCAGGAUGCUCUUGACAGCAUCGGCCUGCCCUCCAAGGGAGACACAAGGCUUCUCGACUUCAAGGCCCAAGAACGGUACUACAAGAAGAUUGUCGAACGCUACAUGACCUUUUGCUCCGACGCCGGCGAACGCGACGAGCUCCUGCGCCGCUUCGCCUCCCUCGAGCUCCAGACCCCGUCUCCCACGCCCGCGCCCACACCCCGCCGCAUCCCGACGACGCCCACGUCCUCGGCGCCGCCGACGCCCAACAUUCCUGAUACCAAGGGUCUCUCGGACGUCAUGAUGGCCCUGCGCAAGCUGCGCGAGGGCAUCGUGGCCUCGAAGCGCGCCGACGAGUUCGCCGUCCAAGCCUACCUCUUCAACAUCCGCCUCUCCAUCCUCGUCAAGCAUCCCGAGUCCUACCAUCCGGCCAUCCUGCACCUGCUGCGCUUCGUGCACCCCCUGCAGCCGCUCUCGAGCCUCGAGCUGCACGAGGUCCUGGCCUACCUCGUGCUCGACACGGCCUGCCGCCGUAGCGACCUCGCCGAGGCCUACGCCCUGCGCAGGCGGUACAGAUUGAAGGACGGCAAGGUGGAUGCCAUUCUCGGCGCGCUGGCACACGACAAUUACGUCGUCUUUCGCAAGGUCAAGCGCAGCGUCGACGGGCACAAGGCGCGCUUGAUCGAGUUUGCUGAGCCCGCCAUGAGGACGCAUGCGCUCAAGUGCUUUGGCAGAACAUACCUCUCUGUCGAGCGCGAGUUCCUCGAGAGGUGCACGGAUUCCGAGUGGAAAGUCCUCACGGCGCAGGAAGGGGUGGGAUGGGAACUGGAUGGGGAGAAGGUUGUCAUUCGAAAAGUCAAGGGGCGCUAA
Verticillium alfalfae VaMs.102 is the source of this 909-nucleotide messenger RNA. RefSeq lists its product as hypothetical. The transcript has 2 exons. The coding region runs from base 1 to 909 and encodes 302 amino acids. The record is from RefSeq and is a predicted model, not a curated record. NCBI's taxonomy places the organism in Eukaryota, Fungi, Ascomycota, Sordariomycetes, Glomerellales, Plectosphaerellaceae.